Molecule: messenger RNA, 1396 nt
Organism: Spinacia oleracea (spinach)
Lineage: Eukaryota; Viridiplantae; Streptophyta; Magnoliopsida; Caryophyllales; Amaranthaceae
Product: PWWP domain-containing protein 5-like
Exons: 9
Coding region: 472-1053 (193 amino acids)
Source: RefSeq, a predicted model, not a curated record
AAAGAGAGUGGUGUGGUCUUUUCUAGUCUUCUUCUCCGAAUGACAUAAUUCAACGAUGCGACAAUCCACUGGGGAAUUUCAGCAGAGGUUCCUUUACUCUGGUAAUCACUAAUCACAGUAAUCAGUAAACCCCCCAUUUCUCAUUUCUCAUUUCUCAUUUCUCAACAACCAAACACCUUCAAGAUUCCCUUCUACAAUGCUUCUUCUCCUUCUUCUUCUUCGCCUUUCUAAUUAAACUCACUCACUCUCGUUCUCUCUCCUCCUUAUUUCUCUCUUUUCACCUGGGGAUUCUCCAUUUACUGGUUGGGAUCCUUUUAGGAGACAGGUGUCUAAUAUAGAGUAAACAGUGCUCAAUUACUCCUCUUGUAAUCUAUAUAGGUCAUUUUAAGCAGGAAUACUGUUGUACUUUCUAGUGAACUGUGUACAAGUUAGUUUUUUCUAGCCAAAUAAUUUUGCAUUCUGAGGUUAAUAAUGGGAAAGGAAGGUCUUGCAAAUGGCAAGGGAGAUGUUGAUGAAAGUGGAAAAGAUGGAGCUCUAGAUAAGAAGUCCAAUGCAGAGUUCAAACUGGGAGAUAUGACGUGGAUCAAGCUUCGUGGCACCUCAUGGUGGCCUGCACAGAUUGUGGACAAGAAUGCAGUAAGUGGUAAUCAUAAACCUCGUAAAGGAAAAAGUGGAGAAGUUCUUGUGCGCCUUUAUGGAACAUAUAAGUACUUGUACAUGGAUCCCAUGACAAGUCUCCUGGAGUUUAAUAAUGUGCUAAAGCAAAGUAAGAAUACUCAAAGGGAGAUUUUUAGAAUGGCUUUGGAUAAGGACCUCUCUGAUAUACAAUCUGGAAAAACCAACAGACGAAGGACCAAAGCCAAAGGGAAUGACAGUGCACAGAAAGAGAAAUCAGUACCUUCUAAAAGAGGAUUUGAAGAGCACGAGGAUGAAACUCCUAAAAAGGCUGAAGGAAGUGCGCGGAGAUUGAAAGUGAUGCAGGAUCUUGGCCUCACAGGGCCUUCUGGGUCACCUUUUCUGAAAAAUGGGCAGCUUUUAUCUGUUGUGCAGUGAAUAAGUAAUUGCAACCUAGGGUUUUGUUGUAUAACCAUUGUGAAAAUCUUGGACCAUUUCUCAUCUUCUUCCAUGCUUUCUUUUGGCUAACAAACUUGCAUCUUUACGGUCUUGCCCUUCAUAGUGAUGAUAAUUUAGAAGUAGAUAGUAGUAGAUGAAAACAUGUAUGAUGAACUGGGUGUUGCUUGCUCAUGGCUGCUCUGGAAUUUGAGCUAUGUUGUUGUUCUAUUCUUUUAGCAGCUUUUUGUUGUAGAACAAACGAAAAGGAUGGGAAUGCUUCCGUUGUUGAACCCCGGUUGAUCUUUCGUACUUUCACUGUGUAAUCUCAUUCAUUUACUCAGUA